AUGGCCUCACUCCAAGUCCCCGCAAAAGCCUCAGAGGAUGUUAGGAAAGAUUCUAGGGAGACCUGGAAGGGUUCAGGAGCGACUAGGAAGGAGUCUAAAGAUAGCAGGGAAAUUAUUGAGGAGACGAAGAAAGACACAGAAGAGGUCCGGAACAGCCCUGACCAGGCCAUGAAUGGUCCUGCUGAUGUCAAGAAGAGGAGGAGGAAGAAGAGGAGCACUAAGAGGAAGGGGCCUCUUGAGCCCAGAAUAUUGGAUUUUGUCGAGGACACUUGGCGGAAGGGGUCUCUUACACCCAAGAAGUUGGAUUCCGCCGAUUAUGAUUGGGCUUUGAUGGAUAACAGGAGAGUUUCGGUAGACAGCAAGAGGAGUUCAGCCGACAGCAAGAGGAGUUCGGUCGAUAGCAAGAGGAGUUCGGUCGAUAGCAAGAGGAGUUCGGUCGAUAGCAAGAGGGGUUCUGUCGAUAGCAAGAGGGAUUCGGUCGAUAGCAAGAGGAGUUCAGUCGAUAGCAGAAGGGGUUCGGUCGAUAGCAGGAGGGGUUCGGUCGAUAGCAAGAGGGCUUCGGUUGAUAGCAAGAAGGGUUCAAGCUCUGGCGCCAAUAUGAUGGAUUUCAGUGAUGACAGGAAGAGUUCAGUCGAGGACAAGGAAAUGUUUCCCUCCAAUCUUGCCAGAGUGCGGCACAGCAGGGUGCCAUGGGCCACCCUGAUGAGAGCAUUGGGUCGUUUCAAGCUGUCCCUUCCAGAUAUCCGUCGAUAUUAUAAUCUGUCCUCCCGCGAUCCCCUGGCCUUAGAGAAGGAUCGUCAGCCACGUGACAGGCACCACAAGGCAACAGUGAAGAAGUUCUGGGGCAACCAGCAGCCUCUCUCUAAGAUCCCGUAUAAAAUAAUAAUCGGGCAUGACCACAUCGUGAGCUCCUGCCACUUUUGUAUGAAUGACACAAGGUUCGUCAGCAGCUCCUACGACUGCACAGUGAAGCUGUGGGAUGCUGAAGACGGAACUGUGGUUUGGGACUUUGAGCCACGACCCAAGGCUCCUGUUUUAGAGUGCAGUAUCACCGCUGACAACAGAAGGAUGGUGGCGUCAUCCUAUGAUAAGACGGUGAGGGCUUGGGACGUUGAGACAGGUCAGCUUCUGUGGAAAGUCAGGCACGAUACCUUCGUCGUGUGCUGUAAAUUCUCUCCCAACGGGAAGUUCGUGCUGGCGGCCUUGGAUGUGGAUCGAGGGAUCUUCCUAAUGGAUCCUGAAAACAUCACCACCGUGAUCCACAUGAAAGAUCAUCACCAAAGGUCCAUCACUUCAUGCUGCUUUGACCCUUACAGCCAGAAGGUGGCUUCUGUCUCCAUGGACAGGUGUAUCAAGAUCUGGGACAUCAAAGCCAGAACCACACUGUUUACCAUACCCAAGGCGCAUUCCAAUGCCAUCUCAGACUGCUGCUUCACCGCCAGUGGCCACUUCUUGUGCACCAGCUCCUGGGAUAAAAACAUAAAAAUCUGGAAUGUCCACACGGGGGAGUUUCGAAACGGCGGAGCCUGUGUGACUCUGAUGAAGGGCCAUGAGGGCUGUGUGAGUUCCUGCUGCAUUGCCAAAGACAGCUCUUUUCUCAUUUCUGGUGGAUUUGACAAGACUGUGGCUAUUUGGGAUGUAGGAGGUGGCUACCGGAAGUUGGCAUUGAAGGGCCAUGAGGACUGGGUGACGGAUGUUGCUAUUAGCAACAACAAGAAAUGGAUCCUCUCGGCUUCAAAGGACAGCUCCAUGAGACUAUGGAAUAUCGAAGAAAUUGACAAAAUUCCUUUGGUUACUGAGAAGAAAAAGGCCAUGGGUUUAAAGGUCAGGCAGUGCAGGAAUUGUGACCAGCUUUUCUCCACAUUAGAAAGUGACCUUCAUUCUCAACUAUCCAGCAUGUGUCUGUUCUGCCGGAGAGAGGAGAAGAGCUUACUGUCUAGUUCCUCAUCGUCACUGGAGAGGAAGGACAGCUGA
Messenger RNA from Apodemus sylvaticus (European woodmouse), 1974 nucleotides. It is a transcript of the gene Wdr88, whose product is annotated as WD repeat domain 88. The record is from RefSeq and is a predicted model, not a curated record. NCBI's taxonomy places the organism in Eukaryota, Metazoa, Chordata, Mammalia, Rodentia, Muridae. Gene Ontology annotation, molecular function: protein binding. Bases 1 to 1974 code for a protein of 657 amino acids. The transcript has 13 exons.